Condylura cristata (star-nosed mole) is the source of this 1458-nucleotide messenger RNA. It is a transcript of the gene SMTNL1, whose product is annotated as smoothelin-like 1. The transcript is spliced from 8 exons. Gene Ontology annotation, molecular function: protein binding. NCBI's taxonomy places the organism in Eukaryota, Metazoa, Chordata, Mammalia, Eulipotyphla, Talpidae. Gene Ontology annotation, biological process: actin cytoskeleton organization. The record is from RefSeq and is a predicted model, not a curated record. Bases 12 to 1394 code for a protein of 460 amino acids. Gene Ontology annotation, cellular component: microtubule organizing center; filamentous actin.
ACCCCACAGAAAUGGAGCCGAAGGAAGGGAAGCCCGCUGAGGAUGGGGCCGCUGUCUCCCCCCCAAAAGAGACCCUGGGGGAGCAAGGAGGUGCUGCAGAAGAGGAAGCCCAAGGCUCAGAGGGGAGGACCGACGAAGAAAGGCCUGCAGAAGGGGCUGGAAAGCAGGACAGGGCGCCCGCAAAGGACGUCAUUUCCGCUGACUCCCCCGGUGAAGCAAAUGGAUUGGAGGAGGUCAGAGUGGACGCCAAAGAGCAGGCUGAGCUUCAGAAGCAGGAUGGCGGGAAGGAAGAGGCCACAGUGGCCCCUCCGGAGGUGACUGAUAGGAAAGAAGAGGCCAAAUCUGAAGCCAAGGGGGCUGAGGAGAAGGAGACCUCGGUGGCCGUCUCUGAGAAGCAGAAGGCCGAGGAGAAAGAGGCCCAGCCUGGAUCUCAGGACAAAACUGACAGGAGUGAGGAGGCCAAGGCUGAGCCAAAGGUCAAGGCCGAAGCCAGGGAGGCUGACGGGAAUGGGGAGGCCGCCAGGGCCUCUCAGGAGGGGAGGAGCAUGGUGGAGGAGCCCCAGGUGGAGGCCUCGCCUGCUGGGGCAGAUGAGGUCACGGAGGGGCCUCCGGACACUGACAGCAAGGAGGAGCCGAGGUCAGCGGGCCCCCAUGAAGAGCAGGACCAGGGUGUAGAGAGAGAGGCAGAGGGAAGAACCCCGGGGACCCCCAGCUCCCCCGAGGAGUGGCCCGAGAGCCCCACGGAGGAGGGCAUCUGCCUCAGCCCAGGUGGAUUGAGCCCAGAUGCCGCAGCUUCUGGAGAGUCCAGUCCUUCAGCCAGUGAGUCUUCGCCCAGUGAUGUGCCCCAGACUCCCACAGAGCCCCCACCGGCCCAAGAGAAGAAGAAGGAGAAGGCCCCCCCGGAGCGCAGGGUGUCGGCCCCUGCGAGGCCCAGAGGGACCCGAGCACAGAACCGCAAAGCCAUCGUGGACAAGUUUGGGGGGGCGGCCUCGGGCCCCACAGCCCUGUUCCGAAACACGAAGGCGGCGGGGGCGGCCAUCGGCAGUGUCAAGAGCAUGCUGUUGGAGUGGUGCCGCGCCAUGACCAGGCGCCCACAGCACGUGGAUAUCCAGAACUUCUCCUCGAGCUGGAGCAGCGGCAUGGCCUUCUGCGCCCUCAUUCACAAGUUCUUCCCCGACGCCUUUGACUACGCUGCUCUGGACCCCACCCAGCGCCGGCACAACUUCACCCUGGCCUUCGACACCGCCGAGAACUUGGCUGACUGUGCCCAGCUGCUAGAGGUGGAUGAUAUGGUGCGUCUGGCUGUGCCCGACUCCAAGUGCGUCUACACCUACAUCCAGGAGCUGUACCGCAGCCUCGUGCAGAAGGGUCUGGUGAAGACCAAGAAGAAGUGAAGAGCUCGCCGGCCCCGUGGGCAGAGCUGGGCUUGGAAGGGCAGCAGCCCUAGUCCUAAGUCCA